Messenger RNA from Trichophyton benhamiae CBS 112371, 1644 nucleotides. RefSeq lists its product as uncharacterized. NCBI's taxonomy places the organism in Eukaryota, Fungi, Ascomycota, Eurotiomycetes, Onygenales, Arthrodermataceae. The transcript has 2 exons. The record is from RefSeq and is a predicted model, not a curated record. Bases 1 to 1644 code for a protein of 547 amino acids.
AUGCCCGGAAGUAAUCAAAUUUCGAGGACGCGUGACGACAAAGGUCCCGCUGCCCAGCUCUCCUUCGACUUGAAGACUAUCGCGAAACGGACGGCAGCUAAAAGAAUCGGCUCAGAUUCGGUGAACCAGUCUACUGCUCUUAGGGAGACAUUCGUUCCAGAAUCUAGUUAUAAUAUACCCUCCACUAGCCCACUGCAUGACGACGAAGCAGCUGAAACCUCAAAAGGAAAACUAAAACGCCCACAAAGAUACCCGAAGCGAAGGCUUAGAGGUAGUUCCAAAGGCAUAUAUGACCUAGACAUAGAUUCACCCAGCGCUAGCAAGGUGACGAGCGUGACCCCGGCAAAGCAUGCCGGCUUGACUGUUGACACCGAAUCGAGUGAAGAUGACGACUCUAGCAAUUCCUAUAUGGAAUCUGGGGAUAUGAUUGGCACUGGAAACUCUCCCGAAAAUAAUCCAUCUGACAUUCCUCUCGUGAUUAUUGAUAAUGCACCCACUUCGUUGCUGACUGAUAAAUCAGCUAUCAACCGUGAAUAUGUUCGCGUUGAUGAUAGCAAUUAUGGGGAAAAGCUGACUAUUUCGGCACCUGUUAGUGAUUAUGAAUCUACAAACACGGAUGAGGAUGAGGAUGAGGAUAAGAGUGAAGGCAAUGAUGAGAAGGAAGAGGAUAUAUUAGGGACCUUGGAGCAUGAAGAAGCAAUACAACAGAGUGACGCGGUUGAUAAUGGCCUAGACUCGGAAAUUUCACUCACAGAUGUUUAUUCCCAACAUUGCCUCCGGGAUGAUGCGGAUUUCUGGGAUGCAUCAACGUUAUUUGAUCAGGAAAGGAACUGGCGCGAACUGAUCUCCGAGGCGCAUCUGCUAAUUCAACAACGAUCAAAGGGCCUGGAAAUUGAGUCUACGAAGAAUUUAUUUAGAAGCGUCUCAAACGGGAUUGACACUUAUCGAGAAAGGAUCAGCACAAGGGACAGCCGCGGAAAUUUUGCUUCAACUGAUACAGAAGAGGGCUCGCUUGCCACAUUAGAAAAGGGGAUUUCCCAGGUUAUGGCUGAAUCAUAUCCAUAUAAUGCAGAUUCGCCUAGCAAGUUAACAACACUUGUGACCCUGGCUUAUGAGGUAGCUGCUGGCAUCAUCCCCGGAAUGAUUGGCCUAUUACAGUGGUGCCUGGUAGCUCAUUAUUCUAAUGACAGUGUCACUGAUAAAGGAACGGACCAAUUGGUGCGGAUAUUGGACUCCGUUGAAAGGCUUUGUGAAGUAGUCCAAGCAGAGCCGCCCAAGCCACCACCUGGACUUGCAGCUCAAGUAAGAAUUAUAAGUGUAUUGGUUCGCUUCAUGGCCUAUGUGUUUAGGCAGCAGCUGGCGAACACGCGGCAGCCAACAACCACGCAUCAACCAGCCGAUUGGUUCCGAAACUCAGAACCAUCUCAUGAUCAGUAUGACGAAUCUGUUGGGUCAGAAGAGUCGAGAUCCGUUCUCAACGAAGGCUGUUCCUGGAGCAGGGCUGAGAGUGAAACGCUUUUUGAUGCUUUGCGAAAAUAUCGAGAUGAGCUACGAAAGAAGACGGUAGAAACGCGAGCUGGUCUCUUAGCUCUGCCUGAUGAAAGGCGGCCGCACUACAGCCAAUGGAGCUUUCUUGACGAUUAA